Xiphias gladius (swordfish) is the source of this 6133-nucleotide messenger RNA. RefSeq names its product tensin-3-like. Lineage: Eukaryota; Metazoa; Chordata; Actinopteri; Istiophoriformes; Xiphiidae. Gene Ontology annotation, biological process: peptidyl-tyrosine dephosphorylation. Gene Ontology annotation, molecular function: protein tyrosine phosphatase activity; protein binding. The record is from RefSeq and is a predicted model, not a curated record. The coding region runs from base 205 to 4782 and encodes 1525 amino acids. The transcript has 27 exons.
UCAGAGAGAAGGGCAGAGGUGUGAGGAGUCACCGGGGAGGAAGGAACAUGUUGGAGAAGAAGACAUUAAAUACGUAAGGAGGCCCUUCAAAACAUGAAGCGUUGAGAGCAGGAAGUGAAAAGGGAGCAAAGCACUUGUCUGAAAGGAGCGGAGGAGAGUUGAGGAAGUUAAAGAUACAAGGCAAAAGAGGCGGCUGCUGGAAGUAUGGGGUGCAUUCACAGCACGAGGGCUGGCAGGAUUAAGAAACGUGGACUUGGUGCUGACACAGGAGGAAUCCCCAUAAAGGCAGACCCUGAGGUACAUCCUGAGAUCCUUCAGCUCACUAAGCUCGCCAAAGCCGGGAGCCACGCCUUCACAGAGAAGAGCUUCAGGAGGAGACGGUUGUGUGAUGUGUGCAAGCAGAACAUCGACAACCCCGGGGCUUUCUGCAGGGGUGAGUCCACAUCUCAGCCAGAGUGCAAGGUUGCCGUUCACAAGACAUGUGAAGCCAAGGUGACUCCCACCUGCACCUCAACACCAGAGCUGAACAGUUCCAAUAGAUCUACAUUACAGAAGAAGAGAGGCUCCAUACCAAGGAGUAAAAGUGUGGAACAAGUAAUGGAGCAUGUGAUGGAGAACCACUACGACUUUGACCUCACCUACAUCACAGAGAGGAUCAUCUCUGUCUUCUUCCUGCCAGACCUGGAGGAACAGCGCUACCGCAGAAACCUACAGGAGGUGGCCUCCAUGCUAAAAUCCAAGCACCAAGACAAGUUUUUGCUACUGAAUUUAUCAGAGAAGAGACAUGACAUUACCAGACUUAACCAAAAGGUGCAGGACUAUGGCUGGCCUGAUCUUCACGCCCCACCCUUGGACAGGAUCUGUGCUGUCUGUAAGGCCAUGGAGACCUGGCUGACCUCUGACCCCAGCAACGUAGUGGUCCUCCACUGCAAGGGAAACAAAGGAAAGACGGGGGUCAUUGUGGCAGCCUACAUGCACUAUAGCAAGAUAUCCGCUGGUGCGGACCAAGCUCUCACCACACUGGCCAUGAGGAAAUUCUGCGAAGACAAAGUCUCCUCUUCCCUACAGCCCUCUCAGAACAGGUACAUCUACUACUUUGGCGGUCUGCUGUCAGGUACCAUCAAAAUGAACAGCAGUCCUCUGUUCCUCCACCAGAUCCUUAUUCCCUCAUUACCAAACUUCCAGACUGGGGGAGGUUUCUAUCCCUUCCUGAAAAUCUAUCAGUCUCUACAGCUGGUCUACACCUCAGGCGUUUAUGAUCCCCAGAGCUCCAGGGCAAGGAAGCUGUGUGUGACUAUGGAGCCAGCGCUACUACUAAAGGGGGACAUUAUGGUGAAUUGCUACCACCGGCGCAGUCGAGCAGCAGAGAGGGAGGUGGUCUUCAGAGUCCAGUUUCACACCUGUACUGUUCAUGGAGCCCAGCUGUGGUUUGGCAAGACUGAGCUGGACCUGGCCUGCACAGAUGACAGGUUCCCUCCUGAUGCUACAGUUGAGUUUAUCUUCUCCAAUGGGCCAGAAAAAAUGAAAGGUCGAGAAUACCGCAAGAAUGACGCCUCAAUCAAAGUGGACUACAACACCUCAGACCCUGUGGUCAGAUGGGAUUCUUAUGAGAACUUCAACCUGCACCACCAAGACAGCAUGGAAGAUAUCUCUCAUACCAGGGGCCCUCUGGACGGCAGUCUGUACGCACAGGUGAGGAAGCGACGUGGGCCAGGCUCAACUGCCUCAGCGGCAUCUCCCAAUGGAUGCCUCACUAGUAGCCCCACAGUGAAGCCCCAAACUCCCAGCCAGCCCCACCCUCCCACCUACACCCGUGACUCCAGUCGCUCCUCAGCACCCACUGAUCAACUGCAAGACGCCUCUCCAUCCAUAAACUGCCCUGAGAGAGAAAACACCGAUGGGGGAGAUAGAGCAAGAGAGAAAACAAGAGGGAAAGAAAAGGAUAGGGAGACAGCGAUUUUAGAUGACGCAGACCUGUCAAGUCUGGGGGGUUUGAGGCGAGAGCACUCAUGUUGUGGUCGAGCAGGUAGGGAGAGAGGGCCCUGCCUUUCUAAUGGUCACUGUCUCGGACGUAUCAACAGCAUUAAAAAUAAUCCAAAAAGUCAAACUCUGCCUGCUUUACCAUCCAAAUCUGUGUCCCCUCCUCCGAAUUUAGCUCAUAUGGAAGUCUGCCAUCGCCAUAGUGCCCAUCCUUUACCAGAGUUACCAUGGGAACGUCCACCCCCACCCCCGCCCCCACCCCUGCCCUGUCUCCACAGGCCUUACUACCCUUAUUCUACCCCUGAACACGCACACCCACGCAGCCACACCCUCCCAGCCUCAAACAGACUCUGCACUGGGGAGGAGUGCCCCCUCUUCCAUUAUUCCAGCCACGGCCCAUCCGCUCAUCUCUCCCAUCAAUCACUGCCCUCCAGCCCUUACAGGGAAAUGUUCUUCAGCUCUCCAACACCGUCCUCUGGUUGCCCCUGUCGGGACUGCUCCAGCAGGCGAGAGCACCAAUCAUCCUCAGUCAGAACAUUCCACCCACUACGCCCAGACCAAUCCGAGAACCCCCACUGGUCCCAAGGAGCAGGUUUACAACAUACAAGAGACGCACCUCCACUGUGGGAAAGUGAAAAUCCAUGGGAGGUGGCGAGAGAGGCCGAGUUUUGGCAGUGCAAAUCUGCCACACCUGCUUUUCGGGUCUGCCACUCCUCUUUGGAUCAGAGUCCAAACCCGGAGCAGGCUAGAUUUGCCCUCGCGCCUCACCACAGCUACCCUAGCCCCCAGGCUCUGGUGGAUGUGCGGGAUGGAGCCAGCAGUGGGUACCACACCCCUCCAGUGCCCCGUCAUUCCUGCCCCUGCUCUCCUUAUCAGUCAUCCCCAUCCGAGAGCCACGAGAGCCGGGGUUACGCCUCAGGAUACCACUCUGGAUCAGCCUCGCCGCUGCCUGCUAAUAGCCCAUCUCCUGGGAGAGGGAGGCUGCCAGAGACACCUGCUGAAGUGGAAAAAGCCAAAACUGAUGUGGAAGAUGACAUAUCCCAGGGUUCAGAGGGUAAAUCGGACUCUAAUGGCCAGUCAAGCACCCCUGGACUGGACUCUGAUAAUGACUACACACUUAUUGGUAGCAGCAGCCCCACACACACUGAAGACAGUGUUACUGCGGAUAGCCAAGAAACCUCCACAAAGAUAGAAUCCAACACAAACAGCAGCAAAACUAUGACACCAGUACCAACAGAAACACAAACCCAAACUUCCAGCACAUCCAUAAACUACACACAAGCAUCAAGUGAGCAGAGUUUGAGUUCUGACGGAAAGAUUGAUGCAGCAAAGAUCACAGGAAGUGCUGAGGGAUCUAACCAUUCACAUGCUUCAAGUUAUGCCGCUGUCAUCAUCACCCCGGUCCAGGUGCAACUAAAUGGUUCUGACCUUCCAAGCGACACCCCAUCCGACAGCAGCAGAAGUGUAACCAUGAACCCUUCUGCCAGUCCCAGUUCUAGCCCUUCCACCACUUCCCCAAAUUCUCCUAUUGGCUCCCCAGAGCUGCGGUCUGCUCCCAAGCGCUCCCCAUCGGCUACACACACAGCAGGGCACCAACUGACUCCAGACAGAGACAGCUCAGCCACCAACAAACCUCCGUCCCCUGUGCCCGACGGAUAUCACACACCCACAUUUCCCCUAGCUUCCUAUUACUACCCAUUACUAAAUGUCCCCCAUGUCCCAUACACGGGGUACACUGCGGUCACCAUCCCCGCCAUCCAGCCACCGCUCCCCGAGAAGAAACGCCUGUCCUCCGCAGCAGGAUCCCUGAACGGACACAGCUCUCUUCUCAGAGUCUCCUCAGCUCCUUCCCCCACACACCACGUCACUUUCUCCCCUGCUGUGGGAGAGCAGAGUCGAGGGUCUGCACAGUCGAGCUACAGGGAGGAGGCAGACAUCAGGGUUAAUGCUAAGUUUGUCCAGGACAGCUCCAAGUACUGGUACAAACCAGGCAUCUCUAGAGACCAAGCUAUAGCUGUGUUGAAGGACAAGGAACCAGGAACUUUCCUCAUCAGAGACAGUAACUCCUUCCAGGGGGCCUACGGCCUGGCCCUCAAAGUGGCCACCCCUCCUCCUAAUGCCAACAUCACGGGCAGCAAAGGGGAUCCUCUGGAACAGCUGGUGAGACACUUCCUCAUAGAGACUGGGCCACGGGGAGUGAAGAUCAAGGGCUGUCAGAACGAGUCAUAUUUCGGAAGUUUAUCCGCCCUGGUGUACCAGCAUUCAAUCACCCCCAUCUCUCUACCCUGUGCCCUUAGCAUCCCAGAAAAAGAUCUGGUGGGGGAGCUUCAGGAGAUGCAGAGUGCAACAAGCACCAGUACAGCAGCUGACCUCCUCAAGCAAGGAGCAGCCUGCAAUGUGCUUUACCUGAACUCAGUGGAAACUGAAUCACUGACGGGGCCGGAGGCCGUUUCCAAGGCAACCAAGUGUACGUUGGCUCUGAGUCCGCGUCCAGUGGCAACAGUGGUCCACUUUAAAGUGUCCUCUCAGGGGAUCACUCUAACAGACAGCAAAAGAAGGCUAUUUUUCAGGAGACACUACCCAAUCAACAGUGUCACUUUCAGCAGUCUUGACCCCCAGGACCAGAGGUGGACUAAUUCUGAUAGCACAUCAAGCAAGAUGUUUGGCUUUGUAGCCAGGCGGACGGGCAGUACUACAGAAAACGUGUGUCACCUGUUUGCAGAGAUGGACCCCGAGCAACCAGCUGUGGCCAUCGUCAACUUUAUCAACAAAGUCAUGCUGGGACCACACCUACGUAGAUGAGAGGGCAGAGAAAUUUGAAAACUCUGGACUAUUGGGGAUGUGGGAGCGAUAUUAAUGAUUCUAGCAUAUUUUUUAAUGAAGUGUUUGUGUAUAACUUCAUUUCUGCUUGCAUUUGUGCAGGCGGCAUCACUGUGCUCGGCUGUAUGACUGUUCUUAUAAGAGAGUCCAGUACUGACAGAUCACUGCUUCAAAGGGCAAAGUAUUGUUUAUAUGUCAGUUUACAGAGCAAACACUUACAGAGCAAUAGUUUGAUAAGCCAAAGACUGACCUAACUUUGGUAACCUUUGCCAAAUGAGAUUCGAAUAGAGUUUUUUUUUUAAGUCAUUUUUUUGUGUGACAUUUUUUCUCACGUUACAAACUGCUCUCAUGAUGUACAACAAACUUUACAAACUGCAUGACAAUCCAUUUACCACACUGCUAUUUCUAUUAAAGUUUCUCUACGUCAACACUUAAAGCUCAAGAGACAAUGGUUCAGAAGAUCAGAGUAGUACAAUGUAGUAGAAUGUAAGAGUCAUGUUUUAAGAUUUAAAGUGGGGUAAUUGCAAUUUUGCUGCUUAUGCAGUGUGAGGAAGAGUAAAGGAAGUGAUUCAGUGAAUGAGGUGGUGUAUUUUGAACAUCUAAGUAGAAAGUGUAAACUGAAACUGCAACUAUUCUAUGAAAAGUGGAUUUUUGUUGAAGUGAUAAGCACAGAUGUAGAAGCAUAUUAUGCAAAACCUACCUACAAUUUAAAACACAGACAGGUAGAUGAUUGAACAAAAUAUUAUGUAGUUGCUAACUGCAUAAACAAGUAAAAGAGAGGUUAGUCUUACAGCAGAAUAGACUAACUGAAAAAGUCAAGGACGGGACUUGAAUAUUUACAACAUUUCUAGAGCUACAAAUAAUAAAAAGCCUUACUUUGUGAAAGUAAAAAUGCCAUAGAAUCAGAGAUUCAUUCUGCUCUCAUCUGAGGGACUCUACAGUCUCCAAAGGGCUGGUAAUGUCGUUAUAAAAAGAACCAGUAAAGAACAGUCUCUCAGUAUCACAGGUUAGUCUUGGCCCUGUUUUAGAUUUGCUUCACUUACAUUACCUAUUUAACCAACCAGUAUCCAUGGUAACACAUAAUAAGUGAGUUAUGUUUUAGAGAGAAAUGUUUCACCUUAAGCCAAAGAUUUCAUUAUUGUGUAAAGAUUUUUUUUUUUUUUUAAUCAAUAUCUUUUUGUUGUUUGGUAUUUGUGUGUUUUCUAUAAACGGAGACAGUAUUUAGAUGACUUCAGUACAAUUAUUAUUUUUCAUUAUGGAUUUGUAUGUAAAAGAAGUAAUAUAUUUUAGGCCUCUGAGGUGGAUGAGAAAGAAUGAUGUAUGUCAUAUUUGA